GGCCGAGAGGAGUCACAACACAUGCAAACGCCACAACACCUGCAUAUACAGAAAACACCUGCAAAUUCAGAAAACACCUGCAAAUUCAGAAGACACUUUCAUCGAUUACACAACACGUGCGCUACAAAUGCCAAAACACAUGCAAGUUCAGAAAAACACCUGCAAAUUCAGAAAAACACAUGCAAACUCAGAAAACACCUGCAUCGACUUCAUAACACGAGCAAAUAGGGAAACGAACUGCAAGUUAUGACAACGGAAAUGUGUCCCGGGGGACCAUAAUCAGUGACGGACCCAUAUCCGGUUGGCGGUUCUUUUCAAUUACGAAGGUGUUAAGUCGUUUGAUUGUGCUACAAGAGAUUGACAUGUUCUGCCCGUUCUGUGCGGUGCAACUGGGGGACGCUCCCAAGUUUUGCCCGUCAUGUGGGCAGAAUGUGGGGUUCCUUACACAGCUCCCAUCAACUCCAUCCACCUCGUCAAGCGAAGGCUGUGGGCCUACAGAUGAGGCCUCAGAGGAAGACCUUAUCCGGGACCUCUUCAGAAAGGGCCACUCCUACACCGUUAUCUGCGAUUUUUUGGAGACAAAACACGGGAUAGUAAUUAGCCUGAAAACUCUCAAAAGAAGGCUGAAACAGCUCAACCUUAGUCGGAGGGCAAGUUAUGCUCCGAUGGAGACUUUGAACUCUGCCAUCAGGACUGAACUGAAUGGCUCAGGACAGCUUUUGGGCUACAGGGCUAUGUGGCAGACCCUGCAACAGACGCAUUCGUUGACCAUCAGACGAGAUAAUGUUAUGCAAGCACUCAGAUUCCUCAAUCCAGAAAGAGUGUCUCUCCGUCAUAGGCGCCGAUUUUUCAGGCGAUCCUAUUGCGCUGCAGGACCCAAUCAGGUGUGGCACGCGGAUGGAUACGACAAACUUAAGCCCUUUGGGAUUGCCAUCAGUGGCUGCAUCGAUGGGUAUUCCAGGCGGCUUAUGUGGCUCAGUAGUGGCAGCACCAACAACAACCCUGCAGUAAUAGCAAGAUAUUACCUGCAGUGUGUUUCGAACUGUGGCGUAGUUCCAGCAUGUCUUCGGACAGACUGUGGGACAGAAAACUGAGACAUGGCUGCCAUCCAAUGUUCAUUAAGAGAGGACCACACCGAUGAAUUUGCGGGACCUCUCAGCCACAUGUAUGGCACUUCAACUGCCAAUCAAAGGAUUGAAAGCUGGUGGUCCAUUUUCAGGAAACAGAGGACACAGUUCUGGAUGGAUCUAUUUAGUGACCUGAGAGACAGACACUACUUCAACGGCACCCAUGAACACAAGUGCCUUGUACGGUAUGUCUUCCUGGGCAUUUUUCAGAAAGAGCUUGAUGAGCACCGAGAGCUUUGGAACAACCACACCAUCAGGCCUGUCCGUCAGUCCCUCUGUCCAUCUGGAAAACCGGAGACCAUGUACCACCUGCCUCACAGGUUUGGUGGAAGGGAUUGUGGAUUCCAAGUGGAUCCCCAAGUGUUACAGGAGUUCAAAGACCUUCUGCCACCUACAAACAGUUUGUGUGGAGAUGAUGAUCUCCAAGCAUAUUUUGCCAACUUGGAGAGACAAGAGCCAGCUCGCUCCACCCAUCAACUGGCCAGCUGCUGUUGACAAUUACCUUACACUUAAGGAGAUGGCUGGAAUUUAGAAUUGCCUUGUUGGAUGGUGUGCUCGCUUUGAACUGGGACGCC
Molecule: messenger RNA, 1702 nt
Organism: Gadus macrocephalus (Pacific cod)
Lineage: Eukaryota; Metazoa; Chordata; Actinopteri; Gadiformes; Gadidae
Exons: 5
Coding region: 1098-1622 (174 amino acids)
Source: RefSeq, a predicted model, not a curated record